This is a messenger RNA of Symbiodinium natans, 1467 nucleotides long. The record is from the annotation of a GenBank genome assembly. NCBI's taxonomy places the organism in Eukaryota, Dinophyceae, Suessiales, Symbiodiniaceae.
AUGGCUCGCACGCAGGGCAGAGUGAAAAGUUUCAACGGGGCAAAGGGCUUCGGUUUCAUCGACAUCGGUUCGGGCACCGAUGUCUUCGUCCACAUCAAAGACUGUAUAGACGACAAGCAGCCAGUCCCUGGGGAUGUCCUGACCUUCUCGAUGGAGCCGAGCCAAUCCAAGCCAGGGCAGAUGGUUGCCAAAAAUGUAGAGGGCAGCACCGGCGUCAAGGAGUUGCCAGCGUUCUCUGCAGAGCCCGCGCCGGAUAUCCCUGGUUCUGGUGCGCACGUGGGCAAAGUGCGAACCUGGAACGACACCAAGGGCUACGGCUUCAUUGAUUUGCCUGGACAGCCGAAUGUCUGGCUGCACGUCAAGGAGUGCGUCAACACGCAGCCGCAGCAAGGUGAUUGGGUCCGCUUCGACGUGCAGCCGAGCGAGACCAAGCCGGGACAGAUGGUCGCCAAGAACGUGACCGGAGGUAGCCAGCCCCUGGGCCAGCGCGGAUACGGCCCGGCACCAAGCGGAGGAGCUUCCACAGCGGGGUACAGUCCCUACGGCGUAUCCGGCUUGACAGCAGGUGCCCUGCAAGGCGUGGCAGGCUAUGCUGUCCAGGUGCAGCAACCUACGCUCGCUGCGUUGCCUGGUGGUGGGUACGUCUUGCAGCAAUCUGUUCCGUUUCAGCAAGCCGUGCCCCAACAGGGAGUCUAUGGCGUACAGCAGUAUGCCGUCCAGCAACCUGGCGUGCAGCAGUUGCAGCAAUUCGCCGUUGGACAACCUGGACUGCAGCAGUUCGCGGUGCAACCUGGCAUGCAGCAGUUUGCCGUGCAGCAGCCUGGCGUCCAGCAGCUUAGUGUGCCUGGCGGCAUGCAGCUGCAAGCAGGGCUGCAGCAGCAGUAUUUGCAACCGGCAGUGAUGCAGCAGUCUCUGGCCAUGCAGCAGCCAUUGAUGCAACAACAAGCAUUUCUACAGCAGCCUAUGGGCGUGCAGGAAGGGGCCGCUGUUGGCAUGACGGUGAUGGCCGACCCAAGUGCGCAAGCUGCAGCCUUCCAGAUGACAGCACCGGCUGCCAUGCCAGGAGCUUUUGCUCCCGACAUGCAGGGCAUGCCUCCCGCUGAGGGAAUGCCUGAGCCGAUCAAUCCCGCCCUGGACGGGGCCAUGCCAGCCAUGCCAGCCAUGCCAGCCAUGCCAGCCAUGCCAGCCAUGGAUGUGGGUGCGGGGUCUGCGCUGCCACAACCGGCGGUGCAGCUGCCUCCAGCAGGCGAGCCAGCAGGCGAGCCAGCAGGCGAGCCAGCAGGCGAGCCAGCAGGCGAGCCAGCAGGCGAGCCAGCAGUGCCUCCACCAGUCACCAUGCCACAAGUUCCCCAGAUGCCUGAAGCGGCAGCUGCAGCCCAGCCGGCUGCAGACGCCAGCGUUGCAGCGCAAUUAGCAGCUAUGGUGGGCUCGCCGCCUCCACCCGCCGAUGCUGCAACACCGCAAUAG